AUGAGUGAUACCGACGCAGAACCCACUUACUGCUAUCCAUCUCGUUCAGCAAGGACAUCAUUCAAUAUCACCCGCGAGCUGCACGUUGCAUGUCUACUGGAUGACGCUGACAGGGUCACCGAGUUGCUCGCGAUAGGAGCUGAUCGUGAUGCUGUUAGCCACGCCGGGUAUUCUGCCCUUGACGUUGCGGAUCUGCUGAAUCGAGUGAGCAUUGUGAAACGCCUUCUGGCGCAUGUGAAUAUCCAUGAGACCGGGAUGUUGGAGCUCAUGUAUGCCAUUCGUCAGGGUAGAUCCACUGUUGUGCGAGCUUUGCUGGAGAUGGGCCUUAAUGACCAGCUUCAAGACGAAGCGCUAUUUCGUGGUGUUUUCCUCAUGGCGUGCUAUAUCGGAACCACAUUUGUCAUUAAUGCGCUGGUUAAAUAUGGCCCAGGUCUCUACGUCUCCCCUUUCGAAGAUAUGUUUGUGCAUGUUGCCAUGUUUCUAAACAAUAUCGAAGUCGCUGAUACUAUUCGUGAUAUCGCUGACACCGAACGACGCAACAUGUUCAGAGAUGUGGAGGCAUACAUGCUUCCCGAUUCGUACUUUGAUGUGAUCGAGGAUGCCGACGAGAUUUUUUCUGACUUCCUGAAAGACCCCAACUCACCCGACUUUGAUGUAUACGUUGAACAUGAUUAG
Messenger RNA from Aspergillus alliaceus, 675 nucleotides. RefSeq names its product ankyrin repeat domain-containing protein. The coding region runs from base 1 to 675 and encodes 224 amino acids. NCBI's taxonomy places the organism in Eukaryota, Fungi, Ascomycota, Eurotiomycetes, Eurotiales, Aspergillaceae. The transcript has 2 exons. Gene Ontology annotation, molecular function: protein binding. The record is from RefSeq and is a predicted model, not a curated record.